Molecule: messenger RNA, 6372 nt
Organism: Oryzias latipes (Japanese medaka)
Lineage: Eukaryota; Metazoa; Chordata; Actinopteri; Beloniformes; Adrianichthyidae
Gene: col4a1
Product: collagen, type IV, alpha 1
Biological process (GO): extracellular matrix organization
Cellular component (GO): collagen trimer
Molecular function (GO): catalytic activity; extracellular matrix structural constituent conferring tensile strength
Source: RefSeq, marked provisional
UCACAUCGUCUCCGACAAAGAUGCAACCAAACGUGCUGCGCGCGCUCCGCCGAUAAGAACCGAGUUACCUGAAGAUAAGAACGAGGAGCGGUCAACAGGUGGCUGUUUGCAGGCGCUCGGCACAUCUUUACGCACGGAGCUGCCGCGGCGGACCGCCGAAAUGCUGCUACCGUGCGCCUCUCUGUUAACGCUGGCGGCUCUCCACGCGAACUUAUACCUAACAAAAGCUGAGGGUUGUGGAGCAUCCUGUGGAAAAUGUGACUGCAGCGGAGUGAAAGGAGAUAAGGGGGAACGUGGAUUUCCUGGUCUUCAGGGCAACAUGGGGUUUCCAGGAAUGCAGGGACCAGAGGGGCCUCCGGGACCAAUUGGAUCCAAGGGGGAUCUCGGUGAGCCUGGAGCUCCUGGACUCAAAGGAGUGCGGGGUCCUCCUGGUCUGCCUGGUUUCCCAGGUCACCCAGGGCAACCAGGCAUCAAUGGGCACGAUGGUCCUCCAGGUCCACCCGGUAUCCCAGGAUGUAACGGAACUAAGGGGGAUAGAGGAACAGAUGGAUUUUCUGGUUUUCCUGGCCCUCAAGGACCUCCUGGAAUCCCAGGAUUUCCUGGAAUGAAGGGAGACCCCGGUGGUGUGAUUGGGUUUGUUCCCACGAAAGGAGAGAAGGGGUAUCCUGGCUCACCUGGACAACCAGGAGCAAUCGGUUUUCCAGGACCUGUCGGACCUCCAGGGCCCCGAGGAUAUCCAGGGUUAAAAGGAGAUGCUGGCCCGCCUGGUCCUCCUGGAGAAAAAGGUGACAGAUUGGCUUUUGUGAGCGCAAAAGGAGAUAAGGGUGAACCGGGACUCCAGGGCCCACCCGGUCCCCCCGGCCCUUAUCAGGAAGCAGAAGGAACAUCUACAAUCAUUAUAAAAGGACAGCCGGGUCCACCUGGAGAUCCCGGUGACAGAGGAGAAAAAGGCUUUUGCCUCCCUUAUCAGCAUGGGAUUAAAGGUGAACCAGGCCAACCUGGACCAAGAGGUAAACCUGGAAAAGAUGGCGAGGACGGUCAAAGGGGGGAGACGGGCUAUCCUGGGCCUCCAGGAUUCCCUGGAACCCCAGGGCAAAAGGGGGAUCAAGGACCACCAGGAUUUGGCGAAGGUGCACCUGGUCCACCUGGCCCACCUGGUCUGCCAGGAUUUCCAGGCGAAAAAGGUUUUCCUGGUCCACAAGGAGAACCGGGUCCAGCAGGUCGUCACAUUGAAGGACCUCGAGGAGAACCGGGCCAAAAAGGCGAUGUUGGGCAAAAGGGUGACAGAGGGGUAUUAGGAGAGUCUCUUCCUGGACCACCGGGACAACCAGGGAAAAAAGGAGAACCUGGACCGCCUGGCCAACCUGUUGAUCCACUGGCAUGUAUCCUUGCGAAGGGAAACUCUGGUCCACCUGGACUUCCUGGUUUACAAGGGGAAGAAGGACAAAAAGGUGAUAAAGGAGACACGUGUGUUCACUGUGAGACCAGUGGUAUAAUUGGAGAACCUGGACCCCAAGGCCCUAAAGGAGAUCAAGGACCUCCUGGUCCAGUUGGCAGCAAAGGAGACAAAGGUCAAACCGGACCUCCUGGAGAAAAUGGAAGACCUGGUUCUCAAGGAAAUCCUGGAUUAAUGGGAGCCCCGGGUGCUGUGGGUGCACCAGGAGAUGUUGUCAUUGCUCCUGGUCUUAAGGGGGAGAAAGGCUUUCCUGGUCGUCCUGGUCUGCAGGGUCAGCCUGGCCUGGAUGGACUGCCAGGCAGAGACGGCCUUCCAGGUCAGCCCGGCCUCAAGGGAGAACCCGCUAAAGAAGGCAUCAAGGGUGAACGCGGACGAGAUGGAGAGCCGGGUCAAAUUGGACCUCCAGGUGAAAGAGGUCCUCCAGGUAUAGCAGGCUUUGGCCAACCUGGAGAGCGUGGCGAUAAAGGCGGUCAGGGAAGACCAGGAACUCCUGGAGCUCCUGGACUUCCAGGUCUAAAAGGUGAGCCAGGCAAAGGAGUGAGCAUUCCUGGACCUCAGGGAGUACCCGGACCACGGGGAGAAAAUGGCUUACCUGGAAUUCAAGGUGAAAGAGGAUUACAAGGGGACCCAGGGCUGCCUGGUUUUCCUGGAGACAAAGGAGAACAAGGACCACCAGGAAUUGGAUUUCCAGGCCCAAGUGGUCCCAAAGGGUAUAGUGGAGCUCCUGGAGCCCCAGGAUUACCUGGAGAGCCAGGAAGACCAGGGAAGGAUGGCUUAACUGGACAAGCUGGUUCCCCCGGGCAAAAAGGUGAACCUGGCCGAGGUCUACCGGGUCCUAAAGGUUUUCAAGGGCCCCCAGGAAUUACUGGAUUUCCGGGACAGAAAGGAAACAUUGGUUUGCCUGGUAUUCCUGGACAAGAAGGACAGACAGGACCACCAGGACCUCAGGGUCUCAAAGGUGAUAUUGGCCCUCCUGGACUUCCUGGGCAGACUGGUCCACCGGGUGCUCCUGGAAAAGGCUUGCCUGGACCUCCUGGACCACAAGGACCACAUGGAGAGCCUGGACCACAUGGGAGGGAAGGCAUAAAGGGAGAUAAAGGCUUUCCAGGUACUCCUGGUCUUGACAUGCCUGGGCCUCAAGGAGAGAAAGGAGUCCCUGGAUUCCCAGGCAUCCCGGGGGGUAGAGGACUGCCGGGCCCACCGGGCUCAGCAGGCAGAGACGGACAAAUUGGAACCCAAGGUCGGAAAGGUGAAAUGGGCAACAUGGGAAUGCCGGGAGUACAAGGAUUUCCUGGAUCUCCAGGUUUACCUGGAUCUCCAGGUUUGAGAGGUGAUCCUGGAUUUACUGGACCAAGUGGAGAAAGUGGAGAACCUGGACCUAAGGGUGAAAGAGGAGAGCCAGGUCUACAAGGUCCCCCUGGGGAAAUGAAUGAUGUAGAUAUGGAGCACAUGAAGGGGGAAAAAGGAGACACUGGAGAUAGAGGCGACCCAGGUGUAUCAGGAGAUCGAGGCUACCAAGGGGUGCAAGGAGACCCUGGAAUGCCUGGAAAGGAUGGAGAACCUGGAUCACCAGGACAACCAGGUGACAAAGGAGAUCGAGGUUUUCCAGGAGAACCAGGAAGCAUGGGACCUCCUGGACAAAAAGGCUCUUUGGGAGAAAUGGGUAUUCCAGGUCCAGCUGGUCCAAAGGGUACUAAAGGCGAUUUUGGGAGACCGGGACAUCCUGGAUUUAAAGGUCUAGAUGGUGAAAAGGGAGACACGGGGUCACCUGGUGAGCCAGGCAUCGGCGUACCAGGUGUCCCAGGACAAAAGGGUCACACCGGUGACCCGGGAGUCCCGGGGUCUCCUGGAGAAAAAGGUGAAAAGGGUUAUUCAGGAAUGCCUGGUUCUCCUGGAGUUCAAGGACCCAAGGGAGACAAAGGAAGCAUUGGGUAUCAAGGUCAAGCAGGCAGACCAGGAGACAAAGGUGAUCCUGGACUUCCUGGGUCUGUGGGAGAACCAGGUCGUGAUGGACGACCCGGCGAAGGUGGUCUGCAGGGGCCUUCAGGCCCCAGGGGAGAUAAAGGUGAGCCUGGAGAGGACGGAAUUCCUGGAUCCACUGGGGAGAGAGGAGACCCAGGUUUGCCUGGUCGGGGUGUUCCUGGACCUCCUGGAGAACUUGGUACCAAGGGUGACAAAGGUAGCUCUGGUCUUCCUGGGGCCCCAGGUAAUCCAGGUGUCCCUGGAAUCAAAGGGGACAAGGGCUAUCCAGGUCCACAGGGACCGCAGGGAGAGACAGGGGAGCGAGGUCUUCCUGGCAUUUCUUUGCAGGGACCUAAAGGAGACAGGGGAGAAACAGGAAAUCAGGGAGCACCAGGACCCAAAGGAGUGAUAGGAGAAGCUGGCUUUCCAGGCAGAGAUGGUGAAAAGGGCGAGAAAGGCAGUCAAGGUCUUCCUGGUUUCCAGGGAGAAACGGGACACAAGGGCGACCCUGGAGUUCCUGGACUUCCUGGUCAAACUGGUCUUCCAGGUAUUGAUGGCCAGAAGGGUGAAAGAGGACUCCAAGGUGUUCCUGGUUUUCCAGGUACAAAGGGUGAAAUUGGAGACAUAGGGUUCAAAGGAGAAGUGGGGGACAGGGGUUUCCCAGGACUAAAAGGUGGUGAAGGCCCGCCUGGUCCUCCUGGCCCUCAACUUUUCAUAAAAGGAGAUGUUGGGGCUCCAGGAAUUCAAGGCUUGCCGGGCCCUCAGGGGCCAGCAGGGUUUCCUGGACUGAAAGGGCAGCAAGGGAUAACAGGUUUUCCAGGGCCCAAAGGUGACAAUGGAGUUCCUGGUUAUGAUGGUCUGCCGGGAGCUAAGGGAGAGCCUGGUCUGCCAGGACCUCAAGGUCCCAGAGGGUAUCCUGGCCCCCCAGGACCAGAUGGAGUUCCAGGGCAGGUGGGUGCUCCUGGCCCCUCAUCCAUGGACCAUGGCUUCCUGGUAACAAGGCACAGCCAAGCGGUUGAGGUACCCCUCUGUCCUGGGGGAACCAGGCUCAUAUAUGAUGGCUACUCUCUGCUCUACGUGCAAGGCAAUGAACGCUCCCACGGACAAGACUUAGGAACUGCAGGCAGCUGCCUCAGGAAAUUCAGCCCCAUGCCCUUCCUGUUCUGCAACAUCAACAACGUUUGCAACUUUGCCUCUCGCAAUGAUUACUCCUACUGGCUCACUUCGCCGGAGCCCAUGCCCAUGAGCAUGGCACCUAUUACAGGGGACAGCAUCAAACCCUUCAUCAGCAGGUGUGCUGUAUGUGAAGCCCCAGCCAUGGUGAUAGCAGUUCACAGCCAGACGAUCAGGAUCCCAGAAUGCCCCGAAGGCUGGGACUCUCUGUGGAUUGGCUACUCCUUUGUGAUGCACACUAGUGCUGGUGCUGAAGGUUCGGGACAGGCUUUGGCCUCUCCUGGUUCCUGUCUAGAGGAAUUCCGGAGCGCUCCGUUCAUCGAGUGCCACGGGCGAGGAACCUGCAACUACUAUGCCAACUCUUACAGCUUCUGGCUAGCCACCAUUGAGGACAGCAAUAUGUUUAAGAAACCAAUCCCGACAACUCUUAAGGCAGGCGAACUCCGGACACAAAUAAGCCGGUGUCAGGUGUGCAUGAAGAGAACUUAACCCCCAAUAAAACAAACAAACAAACAAAAACAGAAAAAAAAACAACAAAGCCCUUUAAACAACAAGACAUGCACCGGUGUUCUGGCUUUACUUCCUGUCUUCAAAGGAUGGUGCUACUUCCCUGCUUUUUUAAGAGGAGACGGAUGGGAGGCGUGGGAUACACAACAGCCAGAGAUUGAACUUUACAUGACAUAGAGACCAAGCGGCCUUUUGCUCCAUGCAGAAAGCAUGUUUCCAAAGAAUGCCACCCAGUUUACCACUGCACUGAUUUCACGCCCCAAAACGGGUAAACUCGGGUUCAUUUUGAAAGGGCUGUUUGUGUAAGUCAGGUGCUAUUUUUACUUUUUUUUCCUGUUUUUCUUUUAAUCCACAGAAGCCACACAAUGCCAUCAUAUAACUACACGUUGUUAUAGAUUUUCUCACCUUGUAAUAUGUUUAAAUCUACUAAUGAAAAGACUGGGACUUACCACUGCUUGUGUCAAGUGUCAAACCACCGCAAAUUUGCAAAAAAACCAGCAAAAAAACAAAAAACGGAUUUACACCAGUCACUCUGAUGUAGAUAAGAUGCAUUCCUCCAUUACAGUUACACUUACCCCUCCUCAGGUUAUUACUGUAUUACUUUGUGUGUCAUUAAGCCCAUUUUUAUUAUUUAUAAGAAUAUGUUGGACUUGACUUUAUUUGAUAUUCCAUGUAUCCAAAAACAACUUUUCAUUGUGUGACAGCCAUAUUAACAGCACUGAAGCAGAAAUUGACAGGUGUGUGUGCGUGCGUGCGUGUGUGUACAUAUGUGAAUGGACUUAAAUGGAAAUCAUAUGUUUGCAAAGUCUGCAUACAUAUAUAAAAUAUUACUGCACACCCCUGUUGUUGCUUUAUCAGUAGCAAAUGAAGGUGAAGAUGCUGAAAAAAGAGGAGUCAUCUUUUCUUCACUGUUAAGUAGAGGUUUGAUGGCAGCACCUCAUUUGUCAUUUAUGCUUCCAUAGAAAUGCACAUGUAUAUAUGCUAUUACUAACCUGUACUCUCUGUUGUGCCUGUUUACUGUUCCCAUUUAUGAUUUCCUUUGUUUAAACACAUCCUUUGAAAGAAAUGCCAUGAAUGAUUCACGUUCAGUGCCUUUCCAACUUCAAACAUUUUAUGAACUCAUCUGGUUAUCAUUUCUAUCAGUAUAAAUGGUCAGAAUCAGGUGGGGUUAUUUUCACACAAGUUGAUUCUGUAAAGUUUUUUGAAAUCCAUACUUUUCUGUUAUUGUCCCUUUUUAGAGAUAUUAAAAUGUUGGAGGUGUACUUACACUGACU